Molecule: messenger RNA, 2153 nt
Organism: Tachysurus vachellii
Lineage: Eukaryota; Metazoa; Chordata; Actinopteri; Siluriformes; Bagridae
Product: cytoplasmic phosphatidylinositol transfer protein 1-like
Exons: 9
Coding region: 378-1370 (330 amino acids)
Biological process (GO): phospholipid transport
Cellular component (GO): cytoplasm
Molecular function (GO): phosphatidylinositol transfer activity; phosphatidylinositol binding
Source: RefSeq, a predicted model, not a curated record
ACACACACGCACACACACACACACACAGAAAAAGAUGUGAGCGCGCGCUAGAGACGGAAAAGCUACAUUUUUUUAGCAUUGUGACAGUUGACGAAGGCUCGUGCGCGCCUUCUCGUGCCUCACAUCUGCCACGAAGACCGUUAACGUUCUCGUUUUUUUGUUGUUGUUUUUUUUAGUAAUAUAAGUUGUUUUCUUUGUAAAAACAAAACGUCACUUUGUCCGAAAGGCGAAGAGGAGCCGCUCACUUUAAAGACCCGAUCGAAUCUUCACAACUUUCCGAAUCUUCUCGUGUUUUUUUUUUUUUUUUUUUUUCAGGAAUUUCUGAAGUCUUCUUCAAAUCUCUUCUUCACACUAGUUUACACUGACAGACUGGGAACAUGUUGAUGAAAGAGUACCGAAUAUGUAUGCCACUGACUGUUGAAGAGUACAGGAUUGGGCAGCUGUAUAUGAUCAGUAAACACAGCAACGAGCAGAGUGAGCGAGGAGAGGGAGUGGAGGUGGUGCAGAACGAGCCCUUCGAUGACCCCAUGCAUGGCCAUGGCCAGUUCACCGAGAAACGUGUCUACCUCAACAGCAAACUUCCCAGUUGGGCGAGAGCAGUGGUGCCCAGAAUCUUCUAUGUGACGGAAAAGGCCUGGAACUAUUAUCCUUACACCAUUACAGAAUACACAUGUUCAUUUUUGCCAAAGUUCUCCAUCCACAUAGAAACCAAGUAUGAGGACAACAAAGGCUGCAAUGACCAUAUCUUUGAAAAUGAGCUGAAGGACCAGGAGAGGGAAGUUUGUUUUGUAGAUAUCGCUUACGAUGAGAUUCCAGAGCGCUACUACAAGGAGUCAGAGGAUCUGCGCUAUUUUAAAUCGGAGAAGACGUCUCGCGGCAUGCUGCAGGAAGGCUGGCGGGACUCACAGAAUCCCAUCAUGUGCUCCUACAAGCUUGUGACUGUAAAGUUCGAGGUGUGGGGCCUCCAGACUCGUGUCGAACAGUUUGUACACAAGGUGGUGAGGGACGUGCUGCUGCUGGGCCAUAGACAGGCCUUUGCUUGGGUGGAUGAAUGGAUCGACAUGACAAUGGAUGAGGUGAGAGAGUUUGAGCGAAGGAUCCAGGAGGCCACCAACCAGAAGAUCGGUAUUUUCCCUCCGUCCAUUUCAAUUGGUGAGACGCCGCUCUCGUCUCUGGCCCCCACCGGGCCGGCCAGUGCUCCAUCCACCCCGCUUUAUACCGACGCCCCCGAGUUCCUCUCCGUCCCUAAAGAGCGGCCCCGCAAGAAAUCCGCCCCUGAAAUGCUCACUCUGCCUGAACCCGGACAGCCGGAGCCUGUUCCAGCCCCUAACCAUGAUUCUGUCAGCCCUGCAUCCAACCAGACGGAGUGACUGAGGCUGUGCCACGCAUCCUUGUGAUUUCUUCCUUCAAUCAGGAUUUUGUAAACACGGUUCACUCACUCGGCUCCUUCCACUUGCUCCAUGUUGCAAAUUUCUAAAAGACUCCAGUUACUGACCAUGUAAAUGGGCUUCCUCCCUGCAAGGGAGCCUCUGCCUCGACAGUUUAUAUUUUCUCAUAUUUGGCAAAUAAUGUUAUAUAUCUGCAUUCGGUUAUUGUGAUGUGUCUUAAUUUCUGUCAUAGGUUUUAAAAACAAAAAAACCAGACCAUAAAAGCUACUUAUUAAGGCUUGUUGUAAAGUACUUGUUACUUUUAUUUCUCCCAUCAUUUUAUUAUGAAAUCGUCUAAUACGAUUGGGUGACUACCUGUUGUGGCUUAAAUACGGUUGCCUUAGCAACUACGAAACAGGUAUCCCUGAUUAGGAUCAUGGAUUAACCUGAGGUGUCAUUUUAAAGAAUAAGUUUGUAAUUUUUAGAAUUCUACCUAUGAUACAAGGAGUCUUUCCUUUCCUUUCUACUGACUCCAUGUCCUCUGUCGAAAAUGCCUUAUAAUUUACCUUCUAGGGAAAAUCAACAGAGCUGAGAUUACAGUAAUAAGAUCUAAUACGGUAGAUUACAUCAAAAUAUUUGUUCAACCGAACAAUUACAGUAAGGGUAGAAAUUGUUUUUUUUUUUUAAUUACAAACUGCAUCUUUAAGCAAUGACAUCUCACAACAUUGAGGAAGAUAAAAUACUCACAGAUGGACGGUGGGGUCCAAAAGUCUGAGACCACGAAUG